Messenger RNA from Mesoplodon densirostris (Blainville's beaked whale), 711 nucleotides. RefSeq names its product tigger transposable element-derived protein 1-like. The coding region runs from base 1 to 711 and encodes 236 amino acids. Lineage: Eukaryota; Metazoa; Chordata; Mammalia; Artiodactyla; Ziphiidae. The transcript is spliced from 2 exons. The record is from RefSeq and is a predicted model, not a curated record.
AUGCUUAGUCAUUGGCUGAGGGCAGCUGGGAAGAGUGUGGCCUUGACUCAGAAGCUGAGGCAGAGCUUGAAGGUGCUAACAGGUGGACACUGUCACCUGAAUGCCCUCCUCGCAGCUGAACAGCCAGUGCUUUUCUUGAAGGGAAGCUGGAGUGGCACACUUCCACUGCUGCCACCGUCCCCACCUGUGCCCUCUGAUCCACCUGUUCAGGGAGCAGCUUCUUCCAGGUUUCAGUGGCCUCUGUUCAUGAAGGGAAACUUAAAAGAGGGAAAGCCUGAAGAUGUGACUGAAAUGCUGCAGUCUCAUGAUAAAAUUUUAAUGGAUGAGGAGUCACUUCUUAUGGAUGAGCAAAGAAAGUGGUUUCUCCAGAUGGAAUCUACUCCUGUUGAAGAUGCUGUGAAGAUUGUUGCAGUGACAACAAAGGAUUUAGAAUAUGACAUCAACUUAGUGGGUAAAGCAAUGGCAGGGUUUGAGAGGAUUGACGCCAAUUUUGAAGGAAGUUCUGUGGGUAAAGUGCUCUCAAACAGCAUUGCGUGCUACAGAGAAAUCGCUUGUGAAAGGAAGAGGCCAUUGACGCAGCAAACUUCAUUGUUGUCUUAUUCUAAGAAAUUGCCAGUCACCCCAACCUUCAGCCGCCAGCACCCUGAUCAGUCAGCAGCGAGCAACAUCGAGGCAAGAUGCUCCAUUAACAAAAAGAUUUCAACUCACUGA